AGGACCCUGGCUACGUUCCUGACUUUCAUCCGCACAGCGAGAGUAAACAUGUCAUAGUUGAAGAAUAUAAGGAACGGUCCUCAUUGUCCCUGCUUCACUGAAAGUCUGAAUAUUUUAUUAAACAGUGUGAAAACGAGAGACACAUUUAUCGUCCACAGCUUUAAAGUUGAAGCAGAGUGUGCAGUGCGCAGGACGUCGGCGCAGCCUGUUGCUGUUGGCAACCGGAUCUCUGGAACACCCCGGCGUCGCACCCGCACUCACGUGACACGGAAAAACAAAUGCGCGGCACUUGGUUACGGAAACGGUCCCUUCGCGUCGAUUAAAGAUGUUAAUGUUGUGGGACAGUACCGUUGCUUUUACUUCAUAAUAAAUGCCGAGGUACAUCAGGUGUGUAACGCAUGGACGUGACGUGGUUUAGACGAAUGCAGGGUAUGGGUAACCCUAGAAAGCCAGACGCAGGGCGACACAAACCGAAUGAAGCAAAACAAGUCCGCAAAGUUCACACCAGAAAGGUUCCUUACAGGGUCGGAUACAACUGGAACAGAGGCGGGAGACUCAAGGAGCUCAGAAUAAGGCACUUAGCCAGAAAGUUCCUGCACAUAUGGAUGCAGAAAACCUUUGGUCGACUCCUUCCUCAUGAAGCCAGGUCUCACCAUGGCCGCGUGGUGCUACGACGAGCCCUUGAAGGAUGGAGAGACGAGUGGUGGACGUGCAGGAGGGAGUGGAGUCUCUUAACGCGAGCAGAGUGUCACUACAGGUAUUAUCUGUGUAACUUGGCGUUCCAUAGCUGGCGUACGUUUAUGUCAUUGCAGAGGGAAAAGAAGAGCAAAGUAAAAGAUGCUCAAUCAUAUGCUGACAGGCGACGGAUGCGUCUGGUUUGUGACAGGUGGAAGGUUUUCACAGAGAUGAGACGAAUGAAGAAGAGAAUGGUUGAAUCAGCUUUUGAGCAAAACAGACUCGCAGCUCUGUAUUCUGCGUGGAGUUUAUGGCAGACUAAGCUGCAGCACCAUCAAGACCUUCACACAUUGGAGGAACAAGCCCUCAAACAGCGGGCACUGGCUUCACAGAGGACGGCUUGGCUUCAGUGGAAAAAAAUGCACACGGAUUUCCGUUGCCAGAAAGAGAAAGAAUCCAAGGCCUCACUUCACUUCGUCCUCAGACUGAAAAGAAAAACACUGGAACAGUGGAUGAGUUAUGUACCCUGCUGCCAAACCAAAAGAAAGUCACAAGCUGCAGCGCAGCGUGCUUGUUAUCUCCGCCUGGUGAGGAUCUGUUGGAGUAAUUGGAGGAAUGCGUUGCAUCGCAGGUGGAUUGAGGAGGAGCGUUUGCAAGCUGCAGGGCAGUUAGCCAUACAGAUGACACAACGCAGAGCACUGGAGCGAUGGAGAGCUUAUGUGACACUGUGCAAAGAAGGAACUGAAAUAAACCAGAUGGCGAGUCAACACCAUCAACAUCAUCUGCUGAGCGCUGGAUUGCAGGGACUUUCUCUGAACGUCACCUGGAACAAAACACAUUGCUUGAACAACAACAUGGCUCAUCAACAUUACUAUCAAACUAUAAUAAGGAAGUUUUGGAAGCUGUGGCAGGACCGUGUGGAGGAGGCUGAAGACAAGAGUUUUCAACCACUAACAGAAAUGGCACAGACGAAUUACAGCAUGUCCCUUUUGAGCAGCUGUUUUCACGACUGGAGGGAGAAACUUGCUGAGCAGAGACACAUGCAGGAUUUGGAGCAUCGAGCCGAUGUUUGGUUUGCAGAGCGCCUGCUGCCUCAGUGUUUCAACUCGUGGGUUGAGUUCACUCUUCAGAGGAGACUUCACAAACAGAGGAGACACAGGGCAGAAGUUUUUAAUCAGCAGCGCCAGUUCACUUGGGUGUUUUACACCUGGUGGGGACGGUCAGAGAAGCACAAGGAGCAGAUGCUUUCUGAGCGCAUGGCGAUUCUUCAUGAGGAGCGAUGCCACCUGCAGAGAGCCUUUGCUUGCUGGAGGCAAAGGACAGAACAGCGGAUCAACGAGGAGGAGAAACGGAAAGCUUCCGACCAUCUGUACCUGCACCGACUCCUCCACAAGACAGUGACACAGUGGAAGGACAACAGCUCUGAGAUUCGACACAGGAGAAACCGAGAGCAUCAGGCCUGUUAUCAGGGAGACCUGCACCACAUGAAAUGGGCUCUGGAAAAAUGGAAAAAGUUUGUUCAGGGCCAGAGGAUGAAAAAAGGCAAACUGGAGAAGAUGCAGCGUUACCAUGAAACUAAACUUCUCAAACACUCCUUUGUGGGCUGGAAGACACGCCACCUACAAAUGUCUCACCUGUACAGUCAUGCAGAGGAACUUCACAGACGGCAGACCCAGCACUUUCUCAGAAUGGUUCUGUUGGUGUGGAGGGAGAACGCGGUGCAGAGGGCGGAGGGCCGGCUCGAGGGGCAGCGAGCGCAGAAUCACUUUCACCACUUUCUUCAGUCGAAGGUGUUUCUUGUGUGGAGUGAAGCAACGACACGUGCAGUGUCUAAGCGCCACCAGCAGAGGGAAGGAGUCAGCAGGGUCCAGAGGUCCAUUAACCAAGUGUGUCUGCUGCGGUCGUUCACACAGUGGAGGAAACGAACCAGAGACGCUCGCAGGGAGAGGAUGUGUAUGGAAAAAGCCAGACGGCAUCAUAACUCCAAACUCCUCUCACAAGCGCUGAAAGAGUGGAAGAAGUAUCACGAACAAAACCGGAAAAAUAAGGUGAUGAAACGACAAGGAAUCUUGUUGCUGAAAUUAAAGAUGUACCAGAUGUACUUUGAACAGUGGGAAAUCAAGCUGCAGCACAGACGGAGAGAUGUUAAGCAGACGGAGAAGGCGCUCUGGCACUGGUCUCUCACUCUUCAGGCCAAGGUGCUGUAUGGAUGGAGGCUGUGGGUCACUGAGCAGCGGCGGAAGCAGGAGCAGGCAGCCGUAGCUGCACGGGUCUACAGAGACCAGCUGCUGAGGGAGGGCGUGACACGCAUCCUCACAUAUGCUGCUCACAUGAAUGAUCUCACUACGAGCCUCACACAAUACAGCCAAGAGCAGAGAUCACAUCAUCUCCAGAGAGUGGUUAAACGUUGUGCAGUGCGGUGGAGGCAGCGGGCACUGGGUAAACCACGAAAAGAACAAGCGGUAAAAGAGCAACCCCAGAAAAAGAGUGUGACCUUCUGUUUGACUACACACGGACAAAAGAACGUUUCUUCGUUUGACUCGGUGGAGCAGGAAGCUGAAGAGCUCAGCGCUUUGCUUCCCAUCCAUACGCUUCGACGGCCACCACGUCGCUGUGAACAACAGUUUCAGUCUCCAGUCACAGUCCUGCCACAUAAAGGCACCCAAAACCAGUCAGGCAACACCGACACUGAAGUCGCCCCAAGACCCUUCAGUUGUACUUCACAGGUGUCGCCUCGUCUCCUUCUUGCUGGAGUCCUUGUUACUUCCACACACCCAAGCACCAUCACAUCGACUGUGUCACCCUCUGAACUUCGGGCAUCUGUUGUUGACUCCUCUCAAGAAAUCCAAAACCAAGAUGUUCUUUUGCCUCCUUCUGCUUUCAUGCACAUUGGGUCUCAUAAUAUGUUAGGAAAGACCAGCAGCCCAGGAUCUGAAGACGCCGCCCUUGUGUCUUUUCAUCAGUUUGUUUCUCCCUUGAAACAUAAUUCCAGGUAUCCAGAUAUUAGAGCAUCUAGUGACGAAGCUGAGAGUCUCCCUGUGGAAGAUGUAGGAACUGAUGCAGCAUCAGUGCUGAUAGAAGAAAUGCUCAGCAUUCAGCUGGACAUGAAGAGCUUUCAACAGGACAGGAAACAGCUCCGGUCAUGGCAAAAACUGAAAGAGGUUUUACAAAGUUGGCUGCAGACAAGUGGAGAGGAUGAGCAAAUGGAAAAACCUUCUGUUUGUCAGGAGCUUAAGGAGCUGGACGAGCGAGUUGACCGACUCUCCAACAAACUGGAAAAAAGGAAGCCCAAAAUGCUGCUGCACGCAGAGAGGAUCCAACAUUUACAGACUGUCCUCCACACGUCAGGAGUAUAUUCUCUCCAUCAAAAGACAAAAGAGAUGGAAACCGGUUUGGAAACUAAGUUUACAACGUGACAGGAAACCGUCCCUGGCCCUCUCACACUCUCUCCGAGUGAUGACACCUGCUAAAUGUUUGGACUGCUGUUCAUCUGCCACAUUCACAUUUCUUAAAGUAACGUGAGACUGUGACAAAGACUGACUUGAGAAAUGAAUGAGAACAAUUUUAACACAUAUUUAGCUUCAAGCUCGCUUGUUGUUGUUUUUUUACACUGAACUUUAAUACCAUUGCUGAACUCUGCUUCAUUAAAAACAUGAGCUCUUAA
This is a messenger RNA of Scophthalmus maximus (turbot), 4339 nucleotides long. RefSeq names its product SFI1 centrin binding protein (gene sfi1). The record is from RefSeq and is a predicted model, not a curated record. The coding region runs from base 399 to 4091 and encodes 1230 amino acids. Lineage: Eukaryota; Metazoa; Chordata; Actinopteri; Pleuronectiformes; Scophthalmidae. The transcript is spliced from 31 exons. Gene Ontology annotation, molecular function: phosphatase binding.